GUUUCCCCACAUGUCUUUUUUGGAGAGAGAGAGAGAGAGCCAAGUGAGUGCUUUGGUGGGAUGAUUACGACGUAAAAAAUAGGAACAAAAUCAAUUAACAAGAGACAAAAGUAGUGGGGUUUUUGUUACUGCAAUUACCAGAAAGCUCAUCUUUUUUCCCCCAUUUUUAGGGUUUUUGAAAGCACGAGUGUUUUCUGGGUUAAUCGUUUUCAGUAUCUUCAAUGCGCUUAUAAUGCAGAUUUGAAGACCCUUUUGCCUUUUUCUUCAAUACCCCAAUGUUCUCAGCUCUGCUCAAAAGUUGAAAAUUGUUGUUUUUAGUGCAUUUUUUUGGAUGUGUUUCCAAAGUACUUGAAACUUUAGCCCUCUGUCCCCAAAAGCUUGAAGCUUUCUAAAGGGAUAGUUUUCACUCGCAAACGCCAGAAUUCCAUGUUAAGGAAAUGCUGACCUUUCCUAUGGUUAGAUCUCCAUAAGCGACUCAUUCCUUGCUGUUCCCUUCGUCAUUUGUCGGCUUUGCUAAUCUCCCGUCUGUAUAUUUGCUUCUAAGGCCUCUGAGAUUUCCAGGUGGGCAUAUCUUGUUAAGAGCUCGGUGUUCUUGCUCUCUUUUGUGCUUAAACUCAUUGGGUUGCUGUUUCUGCUCCCGGAUGCUGUAUAACCUAGAGCAUUUUCUUUAAAUUCCAACUUGAAUAGUUGUUUUGGUUCGUGGAUAGUAACAUUGUUACUUGGGUUUAGAAUGAGGAUAUUUAGGCUGUUUCUGGUGGGUCUUUGUUUUGUCUCCUCCUUGGGGCAGCUCCCUUCCCAGGAUAUUUUGGCGCUUCUCGAGUUCAAGAAAGGAAUCAAGCACGACCCAACGGGUUUCGUGCUUGAUUCAUGGAAUGAUGAAUCAAUUGAUUUCAAUGGGUGCCCUUCUUCUUGGAAUGGGAUUAUGUGUAAUGGUGGUAAUGUUGCGGCCGUUGUUCUUGACAAUCUAGGAUUGUCUGCAGACGCGGAUUUGAGUGUGUUCUCAAAUCUAACCAUGCUUGUAAAACUUUCAGUUGCAAACAAUUCCAUUUCUGGUAAGUUGCCGGACAAUCUCGGGGAGUUUAAGAGCCUUGAGUAUCUUGAUAUCUCCGACAAUCUGUUCUUCUCGUCAUUGCCAUCUGAGAUUGGUAAAUUAAUGAGUUUAAAAAACCUGUCACUAGCUGGAAAUAACUUCUCGGGCUCAAUCCCAGACGCAAUUUCUGGACUUGCCUCAAUCCGUUCUUUAGAUAUGAGCCGCAAUUCCCUUUCUGGCCCGUUGCCGUCGUCUUUGACAAGGUUGGGAGGUUUGGUGUAUCUUAAUCUGUCUCUAAAUGGCUUCACGAAAAGCAUCCCUAAAGGGCUUGAGCUGAUGACUCAACUUGAUGUGCUUGACUUACAUGGUAAUAGGCUUGAUGGUAAAUUUGAUCCUGAAUUCUUGCUACUUACUACAGCAAGUCAUAUUGAUCUUAGUGGGAAUUUGCUAGUCAGUUCUGCUAAGGAGCAGCAGAAAUUUCUCGUGGGUAUUUCUCCAUCUGUCAAGCAUUUAAAUCUCAGCCACAACCAGAUAGAAGGAUCACUCAUCAGCGGUGGUGAGGCCCAGACUUUUGGGAGCUUGAAAGUUUUGGAUUUGAGCUACAAUCAGCUCUCUGGAGAAUUACCUGGGUUCAAUUUUGUUUACGACCUUCAAGUCCUGAAACUUGGUAACAACAGAUUUUCUGGUCCCAUUCCUAACAACCUUUUGAAGGGAGAUUCUUUGGUGUUAACUGAGUUGGACCUAAGUGGGAACAACCUAUCAGGGUCCAUAAGUAUGAUUACGACAACAACAUUACACACCCUUAAUCUCUCCUCCAACAUGCUUUCUGGUGAAUUGCCGCUGUUGACGGGAAGCUGUGCUGUGAUUGACCUCUCAAAAAACCAAUUUGAAGGAAAUUUAACUAGGCUGCUGAAAUGGGGAAAUGUAGAAUUCCUUGAUCUCAGCCAGAACCAUUUGACAGGGUCCAUUCCAGAGGUAACUGCUCAAUUCUUGCGUCUGAAUUACCUUAACGCCUCUCACAAUUUCCUGAAUGGUUCUCUUCCAAAAGUCCUCACACUGUUCCCCAAACUCACCACCCUGGACCUCAGCUUCAACCAGUUGAGCGGUCCUCUUUUAACCACUCUUUUGACAUCAUCUACUCUUAAUGAACUUCACCUACAGAGCAAUAUACUCUCUGGAAGCAUUGAUUUUUCACCUCUCUCUAAUAAUUCCAACCUACAUGUUCUUGAUCUUUCUAACAAUCAGCUUAAUGGCUACUUACCUGAUUCAUUUGGAUCAUUAACCGGACUUCAAGUGAUCAAUGUUGGAGGAAACAAUUUCUCUGGUUCCCUGCCUACUUCCAUAGGUGAUAUCACUACCCUAAUUUCAUUAGACAUUUCGCGGAAUCAUUUCUCCGGGCAACUGCCAAGGAACUUGCCUGACAGUCUUCAAAGCUUUAAUGCAUCAUAUAAUGAUCUUUCUGGUGUUGUGCCUGAAAAUUUGAGGAAAUUUCCUCUAUCUUCCUUCUACCCUGGCAAUUCUGACUUGCAAUUCCCCAAUCCUCCUCCCGGCUCUAGUCAUGGUCCAGCUGGAAAUCCAAGUAAGAAACACUUCAGAACUAUCGUCAAAGUGGUGAUAAUAGUUUCUUGUGUGGUUGCUGUAAUCAUUUUGAUCCUUCUUGCAAUCUUCAUUCAUUAUAAACGGAUAUCAAAAAGGCCUUUGCCACAUGUAACCAACAAAGAUGUCAGCCGCCAAGCUUCGACAAAUCCUUCUAGCUUUGGGGGAAGAGACCGUGCUGGUGGCUUGGUUGUUUCAGCAGAGGAUCUUGUGACAUCUAGAAAAGGAUCGUCGUCGGAGAUAAUUAGUUCUGAAGAGAAAAUGGCAGCGAUUACUGGUUUCUCUCCAUCAAAGACCAGCCACUUCUCGUGGUCACCCGAAUCUGGUGAUUCAUAUACUGUAGAGAGCCUGUCAAGAUUGGAUGUCAGGUCUCCUGAUCGGCUUGCAGGUGAGCUGUAUUUUCUAGAUGAUACAAUCUCAUUUACGGCUGAGGAAUUAUCAAGGGCCCCAGCAGAAGUCCUUGGAAGGAGCAGCCAUGGAACAUCUUACAGAGCAACUCUGGACAAUGGUUUGUUCUUGACUGUGAAGUGGUUGAGGGAAGGAGUUGCAAAGCAGAGAAAGGAAUUUGCUAAAGAAGCUAAGAAAUUUGCAAACAUUAGACACCCAAAUGUGGUUGGGUUGAGAGGUUACUACUGGGGUCCCACACAACACGAGAAGCUUAUCCUUUCAGACUACAUAUCUCCUGGAAGUCUUGCGAGUUUUCUCUAUGAUCGGCCUGGAAGAAAGGGUCCACCCCUAACCUGGGCUCAGAGGCUCAAAAUAGCAGUUGAUGUUGCACGUGGCCUGAACUAUCUCCAUUUUGAUCGUGCUGUUCCCCAUGGAAACCUUAAAGCAACAAAUAUAUUACUAGAUGGACCCGAUUGUAAUGGGCGCGUAGCCGAUUACUGUCUUCACAGGCUGAUGACCCAAUCAGGAACCAUCGAACAAAUUCUUGAUGCUGGGGUUUUGGGCUACCGUGCCCCAGAACUUGCAGCGUCCAAGAAGCCCCUGCCAUCUUUCAAAUCAGAUGUCUAUGCUUUUGGAGUGAUUUUGCUGGAACUUCUCACAGGGAAAUGUGCUGGUGAUGUAGUUUCAGGUGCAGAUGGGGGAGUUGAUUUGACAGAUUGGGUGCGGUUGAGGGUGGCAGAAGGUCGAGGAUCAGAUUGUUUUGAUGCUGCAUUGACGCCUGAGAUGAGCAUCCCCGCGGCAGAUAAAGGUAUGAAAGAGGUCCUUGGAAUAGCUCUUCGAUGUAUUCGUUCGGUGUCGGAGAGGCCAGGAAUCAAGACAAUAUACGAGGAUCUCUCGUCCAUUUAGUUUUGAUGAUCAAAAUUCCAAGUGGGAAUCAAAUAGCUCAUUGACCUCCCUUUUUGAGUAGUUGAACUAGGAAGCUAGGGUUUGCUAUUUUUUCUUUCUUUUUGGUUCAGGCAUUGCUGUAAAUUGGGAGAUAUUUGCUGAUGUAUACCAGCCAGCUUUCCCCUCCAAUACGAUGGCAAGACUCUCUCUUGCCCUUGAGAAGGCUGACUGUUGCUCCUCAAACAAUGACCUCAAAGUUUUGAGUUUGCAUGCCAUUCCUUCCCCAAGAAGACAAUAAUGGUGUGCCUGUAGUUAAAAGCAAAUGUCCUCUGUUUAAUGUCGUA
Sesamum indicum (sesame) is the source of this 4242-nucleotide messenger RNA. Its product is annotated as LRR receptor-like serine/threonine-protein kinase GHR1. The record is from RefSeq and is a predicted model, not a curated record. Gene Ontology annotation, biological process: protein phosphorylation. Gene Ontology annotation, molecular function: protein binding; ATP binding; protein kinase activity. NCBI's taxonomy places the organism in Eukaryota, Viridiplantae, Streptophyta, Magnoliopsida, Lamiales, Pedaliaceae.